Phytophthora nicotianae INRA-310 is the source of this 1866-nucleotide messenger RNA. RefSeq lists its product as hypothetical. The record is from RefSeq and is a predicted model, not a curated record. Lineage: Eukaryota; Oomycota; Peronosporomycetes; Peronosporales; Peronosporaceae. Gene Ontology annotation, molecular function: sequence-specific DNA binding; DNA-binding transcription factor activity. Gene Ontology annotation, biological process: regulation of DNA-templated transcription. The transcript has a single exon. The coding region runs from base 1050 to 1664 and encodes 204 amino acids.
ACAUCGUUGAACGCCAUCCUCCGUGUUCACUCUGCGCCACCUGCUGUGGAAAUGAUCAACUCCAGAUGGAGGAUAGCGUUACAGCCCAACUCGCCCCAGCACGAGCGGCUCGGAUUGCAUGACGAUACAGCUCUUCAUGACUUACCCUGGUGUGCGCGUAGCGUUUACUACCCCCACACGUUACACCGAGAAGCCUGAACGCAACGUCAUGGUCUCUACACGUUAGCAUUGUCACGCUACCAGUGUGGACAAUUCCCACCCAGCGGUCUUGUAGUCUCUCAGGGUGUGUUCGCGUAUCGCGAGUGGUGCUUGGGGCCCAAGCUGCGGGUGUCGACAUGUUAGACGAGGCCUUCUGCCAAAGACAAGGCAGGAGCGCCGCAACUCGAGUCGACUCGCUGGUCGCCAGUGUCGAGUCGCCACGAGGGACCAUGGUGCGCGAGUCACACUGCGACUGCCUCCUCGAAGCAGACCGCUGUGGCGACUCACUUGAUCUCUGCCCGGCACCGCAAUGCCUGUGCUGCGUCACAUGCAGCUGGAUUGCAUGCUGGGAUGUUAGAUAACCCGAAUAGCGACGGCGUCCGCCCUCGCGACACGCCGUGCGAGACCACGGGCUGCUGCUCCUGCACGAGCAGGAAACGUCGCCACCUUUGUAUGUGUGUGCCAUGAUGCCACCGUCAUGUAUUAUCGAUGCCGUUGGAAGCGUGCACUUGGGUGGCGCCGAUCCAAGUGACUCAGUACUUGGCACGGCCAGCCGAUCGUCUCUAACCCGCGCGGCUCGACAAGAGACCCUGCGCUCGCACUGCUUUUUAGCCGUUCUGGCUGCAGCCGUAAUCGCGACUUGGACCAAGCGGUCAGCGAGCGGGUCCGCACCAUCACGUCAGUCGCUCUUGUCUCUCGGCCGGGCGGAAAGCGUCCGGAUACCCCGAAGCCGUGUCCUCUCUUCAUUUUCAUUUUAGCCAAGCCGCACUGACUCACGUUUGGUCAGCAGUGCAGAGUCAACCUACUUGCCUUACUACAUCCCGCGUCACCAUUUAAAUCCUCAUCAGACCAUGUCACCCGCACAACCCCAGGCGCAGGACCCCGCGGACGGCACGACUGUGAAGGAGGUCGCGCCGUUUCUCAAGAGUUUGCGCCUCAUGCUAGACAACGAGAGUCCACGCAUUCUACGCUGGACGCCCGACGGCAACGCCUUUGAGAUCCACGACAUGGCCGCCAUGACCGGCUACGUGUUGCCCAAGUAUUUCAAGCAUCGCAAAUACGCCAGCUUCCAGCGUCAGCUCAACUACUUCCACUUCCGCAAGUGGACCAAGUCGCGCGCCGUGGUGUGCACAUUCUCCAACCAGUUUUUCCAACGCGACCAACCGGCCUUGACGUGGCGCAUUACACGCAAGCGCUCGCUGUCGCCGGCCAAGAGCACUAACAAGACACAGCAGGAACAGAAGGAAACGCGGGCACUAUCCACUCCGGAUGUGGAGUUCGAUCCCAAGGUAACAGUGCAGACGGCACUGCCGUCGCAGCACCAGCAGCUCGGGUUGUUUGAUGAGGACGCAUCAUUGGCCUGGAUCGACGUCCUGUACCCGGAACUAGACCUGGAUCUGCUUGAUGACAACGCCCCGACCGACACGGACUGCUUCUUCUCCCCGUCGAACUUGCUCUCGCUGUAAGAAUUCCUGGAGCACAACCAUUUAUUUAACUGCAGCGAGAUAGCUCCUAUACAUUCGUUUAGACUACAGCUACCACUAACCGACGUGGCCUUCACCGCCUACUCGGUACCCCCGGGCUACUUCUAGCUCCGGAGCGUCUUUUACCAUAAACUAUCCAUGUACACGUAUGAUCAAACAUUGUGCUUCAUUGACUUGUCAGGAC